UAAAUCUCAAUAGCGUUCUGUAUCUACUUAAUAACGUACAUACGAGUAUGCCUAGAGUGACGUAAGCCAGAGGUCGCAAUGUGUGGCCAAGCCGACGCGGGCGCAGAGAUCACUAGUGCGCCGUGAUCCCUACACUCUCAACGUACUGAUUCAAUUACUUGACCAUGAAAAUCUCAUUUAUUUUCCUGACGCUUUUGGCGGCUACUCGAGCUGACGACAUCGCCCAUGCUGCCGGGCAAAUCUUCAACAGCAUUUUGCCAAACCUCAUCAGUAACCAAGUCGCUAACGGUGGCCAGCAAGGAAACUCCGCCACGAACACGCUUCAGCAAAUCGGAACUGUCGUCGGAGGAGUGGUAGAUUACGCGAAGAAGAAAAGUUACGAUGACCUCCUCAAGCAAGUGCAAGACUCCACCACUGACGAUGACCUCCUCCGAGUCAGUGAUGAGAUGUUCAACGCGGAUAUCAAUAAUGCAUUCAACUACAUUCAGGUCAAUCUUCAAGGCAAAACCAGUCCCAUGUCGAAGAACGACGAGGCGCAAUCGAAUCUUCUGAACGUGCCGGAAAAUGUGUGGAAUGGGCCCACAAUAAGACCUUUUGUGGCCCUCUUCGAUAACUAUCACAAAAACGUGAUUAGGCCAGAAUUCGUCACACCUAAUGAAGAAACGGAACAAGUCACUUACAUUAACACUAUACUUGCGACCGGCCCAAUUAGGAGUCUCAUGACAUAUCUGGUCAGCAAAGGUUUGACGCAAUUAAACGAAUAUCCGGAACAAGUGGAGCUCCUCAAGAAGAUCUGGUUCACGAAGUACGCCCGGCACUGGACUGGACUGUGCAAAUGCAGCUGUGCCUUCGAAAACAUCUUCAUGGCUGAGCUCAAAUCUGACACUGUACUCGGCCUGCACAGCUGGCUGUUCUUUGCCAAGCGCGAAUUGGACCACAAAGCAAACUACCUUGGAUACAUCAACAAACUCGACCUUGCGGGAAAAGGCAUGAUACUGAAGCAGCACUCUGUCCUGUCGGAGACCAAGGAUGCGCCAGAGGUGACAAUGUUCGUGGGAACUUCCCCCGAACUCGAGACCGCUCUAUACACGCUCUGCUUCAUGGCCCGCCCAGACCGGCCCUGCAACCUUCGCUACAACAACAUCAACUUCAGCAUACAAACCAAGACUCUUACCGCAGAGAAUGUGAAACUCAUAGAUACAGCCUACCCACAAUUUUAACAUGUUUAUUUGAUUAAUUUUUCUCCUGUAUAAUAGUCGUAGGCGUACCACGGGCUGUUCCCGUGGAAGGACAUAACCGAGUUAAACGUAAGGAUGAUAAUGAAAAUAUAAGGUUGCGUUACCCGUGUUUCCAGAGAUAAACAUUGUUCUUCUUAAAUGUCAUAAAAUAAGAUUAAUUUAUUCGAAGUUAAUAUGAAGAUUUCUUACAACCAUUUAAGCAACUAAUAAUUAAAACAUUUCCCCAUUUUUAGUAAAACCGACUUGCCAUAGUUAAUUUAAGUUAAUACAAAUAAUUUAUUUUUAAUACAUAUUUUUAUUUAAAUAGGCGUUGUGUUAACUGCAUGUGUAUAAAAAAAUUAAACAUA
This is a messenger RNA of Amyelois transitella, 1585 nucleotides long. Its product is annotated as endoribonuclease CG2145-like. Bases 165 to 1220 code for a protein of 351 amino acids. NCBI's taxonomy places the organism in Eukaryota, Metazoa, Arthropoda, Insecta, Lepidoptera, Pyralidae. The record is from RefSeq and is a predicted model, not a curated record. The transcript is spliced from 6 exons. Gene Ontology annotation, molecular function: RNA endonuclease activity.